UAAAAAGUUUAAUUCAAAAGCUGCAUUUGUGAUCAGUUAUGUUGUACGUUUGUUUAAUGAUCUCAAACAAGAGUGACAAACACUUUUUCACACCACUUUAUACAGUAGUGAUAAAUGCCCCUGUUGUGAUGCUCGGUGCAAUGAACCUAUGUCUAUGUUGCUAUGUUUGCCUGCUAACUCUUCAUGCUUGCUUUGCACAGAAGAGGAUGAAGAAGCAGAGGAGGAGGAGAUAGAUGAGGAGGAGGUAGAAGAUGCUGGGGAAGAUCAUGAUGGAGAAGAUGCCAAGAGGAAGUCAAAGCAUGCUUUUGUUCCCAACUUGGCUGCUCCCAAAAUUCCAGAUGGAGAAAAAGUGGACUUUGAUGACAUCCACCGAAAACGCAUGGAGAAGGACCUGACGGAACUCCAAACGCUAAUCGAGGAUCACUUUGAGAAGCGCAAAAAGGAGGAAGAGGAACUCCUCAGCCUCACCGACCGCAUUGAGAAGCGCAGGUCCGAGAGAGCAGAGCAGAUGAAGAUCAGAGCCGAGAGGGAAAAAGAAAGACAGAACAAACUGGCGGAGGAGAAAGCCAGGAAAGAGGAGGAAGAGGCUAAGAAGAAAGCAGACGACGACGCCAGGAAGAAGCUGAUCCUGAGCAACUUGAGCUUCACUGGUUAUAAGACACAGACCGGGCCGAAAAGACAAACUGAGCGGGAGAAGAAGAGGAAGAUCCUGAAUGAGCGGCGCAAGGAGCUGAACAUCGAUCACCUGAGGGAGGACCAACUCAGGCAAAAAGUCAAGGAGCUGUCAGACUGGAUGCGCCAACUGGAGGCAGAGAAGUUUGAACUUCAGUACAAGUACAUGAAGCAGAAGUAUGAGGUGACGGUGCUGAGGAACCGUGUCAGCGAUCAUCAGAAAAUCUCAAAGGGCAGCAGGACCAAGCGUGGCCUGAGGAAGUAACUACAGCCGCCCCGGAAUCCUGAGACUGGAGCUGAGAGUCACCACCUAACGUGUCAUUCAUGCACCAGUGAAAGUGUCCAAUACAAGAAAGUGAAGUGAUGAUUGUUAUUUCGCACCUGAACACAACACCUAAAUUGCUUUAUCUCUAUUUGUCUUUGUGUUUUUUUUGGACAUGGGAAUUGUUGACACUCCCUAAUGACGUCAUUACAUUACAGUUACAUUCAAUGAGCGCUAAUCUGAUGUUAUUGUCUGCUCUAUUUUACCGUCACGAACGUUCACAAUGAUUGCAUUUUUAUAGAAAUACAUCCUGGUAAAAUUGUAACAUCCUCCAUGAGCCUCUGGAGUUGCCUCAAAACCAAGCAAAGGUCAAGGAGGUUAAAAUCCCAGCGAAGGGCGGAGUGGAAAGACAUGUUUGUAUCUGCAAGUAUAGCCUGCAGCCAUCAGACUGUAAAUUGAGCUGUGACUGACACAGUAUGUUUCCCCGUAAUAAAACUUUAUUGACACUUUCUUUUCAAAACAACCGUGGGAAAUAAAAAUAUUUUCCAAGAAUUUGGACAAGGGACACGCUGUCAAGUUGUAGCUGAAAUGAGACAGGAUGCCCGGGAUGUGCCCUAGUUGACGAC
Molecule: messenger RNA, 1560 nt
Organism: Doryrhamphus excisus (bluestripe pipefish)
Lineage: Eukaryota; Metazoa; Chordata; Actinopteri; Syngnathiformes; Syngnathidae
Product: troponin T, cardiac muscle-like
Biological process (GO): cardiac muscle contraction; sarcomere organization; regulation of muscle contraction
Cellular component (GO): troponin complex
Molecular function (GO): troponin C binding; troponin I binding; tropomyosin binding
Source: RefSeq, a predicted model, not a curated record